AUGCAAGAAGAAGGGAAAAAAAAAAAAACAAAAAAAAUGAGCCACCCAGGUCCUAAUACAGAGUUCGAAUCGGACCGGAAGGCUGAGCUUUUACGAAGGCUUAAGAACUUACUCGACAUCCCAGUUCCAUCUCCUGCAUGGGCGGCCCUAUGGCUAGCGGACCUUUCUGUACUGGAAACCACAGUUGAAGAUAUUUCCUCAAAUGAUACAGCUCUACGGGGCUUGCGUUCAUCGAUAGUGCAGGACAAUGGGCUCCUUGUUCGACAGUUGAUAGGACAGGCCGUGCAACGCCAAGAGGAUGCUGGGGAGGGUCCUUCUGACCUCCCAGCAGCACCAGAACCUCAUACUCCACCCAGACCUACCAAGCGUCAGCGAACUCGCUCGUUUUCUGCUAGAGACAAUUGCUGUGUUCGAGAUGGCGAUAGAUGCAUCAUUACGAAGCACGCCUACCCUGAUGUCGCCCAUAUUUAUCCUUACUCUAUGGGUGGUGUCGCUCACGAGAGCCCAAAUUCAACUUUCUGGAUCCUCCUUCGGUCUUACUGGUCCAACGAACGAGUUGAAAACUGGCGGGCAGCCGUAUUCCCACGGGGUACUGAAACUCUUUGUAACCUUCUCUGCCUGAGUCCAAAUAUGCACCGCUGGCACUCGAAAGGGCUAUUUGGUCUGCAACCCGUAGAGAUAUCCGAGGAUAAGAGUCGUUUGACUCUGAAAUUCUACUGGCUCCCACAACAUCAAUUCUCUCGCAACGUUGACCUCUCAGCUCGCCCAAAUAUCCCUUGUGAUCUUAACGGGCUGGAAAUGGACUUCAAGGCUUGGAAUGCAAUCACUGAGCGGAAAAUUAGAUCUGGUGAUGAAAUAAUCCUAACGACCAGUGACCCACAAAACUUGCCACUCCCUGACUGGGACUUAUUGGAACUACAAUGGACGCUACAGCGACUAGCUUCCUUGAGCGGUGCUGCAGACAUAAACCCUCAGGAAUAUUCUGAUGAUGAUAGCGAUGGUGUUGAGUGGGAAGAGGAUUUCAGCUUCGAGGCAGAACAAGAUGACCCCUUUACUUAUUCUAGAGUGAGAUCACCAGAUGGAGAUGUCGAGCCCUUCUCUCUAGUAUCCGAAAAGCAGAUGCCGGAUGUUAUUUCAGCUGAAGCGGCGUUUGCAACGUAA
Molecule: messenger RNA, 1161 nt
Organism: Trichophyton verrucosum HKI 0517
Lineage: Eukaryota; Fungi; Ascomycota; Eurotiomycetes; Onygenales; Arthrodermataceae
Exons: 3
Coding region: 1-1161 (386 amino acids)
Source: RefSeq, a predicted model, not a curated record